Messenger RNA from Saprolegnia parasitica CBS 223.65, 854 nucleotides. RefSeq lists its product as hypothetical. The coding region runs from base 1 to 852 and encodes 283 amino acids. The record is from RefSeq and is a predicted model, not a curated record. The transcript has 6 exons. Lineage: Eukaryota; Oomycota; Saprolegniomycetes; Saprolegniales; Saprolegniaceae.
AUGCUCGAAGUCAAGCACGAAUCGCUCAUGUCAAAAGACCUGCGAGGCACCAUUGAAAAGCUCCAGGACUCGGUCGAGCGCCUCAAGAUGGCGCUUGAUACGGAGCGCACGAGCAUGGCCAAGCUCGAACGCAUGUCACGCAUCACGACCAACGACCUCACGCAGCUGCAAGACAAGAUGAGGUCAUACGAGCGCGAGUCGAGCGACAUUGAGUUGGAGCGCAAUCGGCUUUUGGAAGAAAAACGCAAAAUUGCCUUCAUCAUGAUGGAAAAAUCCAAGACCUUGGACCGCGAAAUCGAUCUCAACCAGCAGAUGGCCAAGAAGCUCCAGGAAAAGGAUUCGGACAUGAGCCGCCUCCACGACACGGUGUCGACCCUCGCAGCGGCGGUCAAGAGGUUUGAAGACGCGAUUCAAUUUCGUAAAGACACCAACCGCGACGUGGGCAUUCUCGUACUCCCGACGCUCGACGAUACAAGCAUGCAGACCGAUCCGUGGAAACCGCAGGGUCUCAUUCUUCGCCAGCGCAACAGUUCCAACCAGGUGCCGCAGCGCUACGAAGGCCCGGUCAAGAUCAUGGUCGCGUGUCCGAGCUUGGACGUGCUUCUCGGCGAAAAGACGCUGGACCGUCCGGUGACAUCGGCCUCGAUGACGGCACUGCCAUCGGCCGUCGACAACAAUAAUCAUACCUCUGGGCGGCGGGUGCAAACUGCCGACGCAGUGCUUCUCGGCGCCUCCCACCGAAAGCCGCCGCGAAAGAUGCACGUCGGGCGCAUCAACCUACCACGCGUGAACCUCCCACGACAUCCGUCGAGUACCAGCCUCGACCCGCUCGUCGAUAAUUUUGUCAAUUGAGC